CGGGGCGCGGCGGGCUGUGCGCGCCCACUCGGCUCCAGGCGGCCAGCGUUCGCGGGCCCAGGCCGCCCGCCUCUACCCGAGCACCGAGGCGGAGCAGCGGCGGGAGCCCCGGGAGAAGCAGCCGCAGUCGCGCGAGGCUCCCCCUCCACCCCCCGCGCGCCCCUCGCCGCCCUCCCCGGGCCCCGUGUAUGGGGACGCGGCUCGCCAGCCUCCGUUGAGACCGUCUCCCGGGUACGGUGGCCUCGGGCUCCAGAGCCCGCCCCGCCACCCGAGGGUUACGCGCGGCCCCGGGCCUGCUCGCUGCGCGGCUCCGCGCGUCCCGGGCCAGGAAGUGGCGGCGCUGAGCGCCAUGGCCCACUCCCCGGUGCAGUCGGGCCUUCCGGGCAUGCAGAACCUCAAAGCGGACCCAGAGGAGCUUUUUACCAAGCUGGAGAAAAUUGGAAAGGGCUCUUUCGGUGAGGUGUUCAAGGGCAUUGACAAUCGGACUCAGAAAGUGGUUGCCAUAAAGAUCAUUGAUCUGGAAGAAGCUGAAGAUGAGAUAGAGGACAUUCAACAAGAGAUCACAGUGCUGAGUCAGUGCGACAGCCCAUAUGUAACCAAAUACUACGGCUCCUAUCUGAAGGAUACUAAAUUAUGGAUAAUAAUGGAAUAUCUUGGCGGAGGCUCUGCCCUGGAUCUGUUAGAACCUGGCCCUUUAGAUGAAAUUCAGAUUGCUACCAUAUUACGAGAAAUUCUGAAAGGACUUGAUUAUCUACACUCAGAGAAGAAAAUCCACAGAGAUAUUAAAGCGGCCAAUGUUCUGCUCUCUGAACAUGGAGAGGUGAAGCUGGCUGACUUUGGAGUAGCUGGCCAGCUGACCGAUACCCAGAUAAAAAGGAACACCUUCGUGGGCACUCCCUUCUGGAUGGCACCUGAGGUCAUUAAGCAGUCAGCCUAUGACUCAAAGGCAGACAUCUGGUCCCUCGGCAUCACAGCAAUAGAACUGGCCAAAGGAGAGCCCCCGCAUUCCGAGCUGCACCCCAUGAAGGUGUUAUUUCUCAUCCCAAAGAACAACCCUCCCACACUGGAAGGAAACUACAGCAAACCCCUCAAGGAGUUUGUGGAGGCCUGUUUGAAUAAGGAGCCGAGCUUUAGACCCACUGCUAAGGAGCUGUUGAAGCACAAGUUCAUAAUCCGCAACGCGAAGAAGACGUCCUACUUGACGGAGCUCAUCGACCGGUACAAGAGGUGGAAGGCAGAACAGAGCCACGACGACUCCAGCUCAGAGGACUCGGAUGUGGAAACAGAUGGCCAGGCAUCUGGAGGCAGCGACUCUGGGGACUGGAUCUUCACAAUCCGGGAGAAAGAUCCCAAGAAUCUGGAGAAUGGAACUCUUCAGCCGUCAGACUUGGAAAGAAAUAAGGUAAAGGACAUCCCAAAGAGGCCUUUCUCUCAGUGUUUAUCCACCAUUAUUUCCCCUCUCUUUGCUGAGCUGAAAGAGAAGAGCCAGGCAUGCGGAGGAAACCUGGGGUCAAUAGAAGAGCUGCGGGGAGCCAUCUACUUGGCGGAAGAGGCCUGCCCUGGGAUCUCUGACACCAUGGUAGCUCAGCUCGUGCAGCGGCUGCAGAGAUACUCCUUGAGUGGCGGAGGAACGUCAGCUCACUGAAAUGCCUUUUGCAUCUGGGUUUGCUCUUUCCUUUCUUCUUCAUCUUCCUUCUUUUUAAAAGUCAGUAAGAGCCUUUGCUGACUCUGCGAAGAGGUGUCAUGGAGGCCCACCCUCCGGUAGCUGCCAGCACCUGCCCAGGGACACAGUCCUCACCGUGCCACACCAGGUGGAGUCCUUCCGAUGGGGUGGGGGGCUACUCCUUCAAGCAAUUAUUUUAUUUUUUUAUUGUUUUUAAUUUUAAUCAUAGUGCACAUAUUCAAAGAAAGUAUCUUUAACAAACCCUGAAAUGUAUAUUUGGGUUGUGACAAGGCGGUUGAAGACUUGCGACCUCAGGUACCUGCUUUAUGUUGCUAGCGCCUCCCCCGGGAGAUGAGUUGCUCUGGUGGAUCAGUGUACAGAUUUGUAUAUAGCGUCAUUUUUACAGAAAAACUUUUGGCGUGCAUAAGGAAUCACUGUGUACACAUUGGCCAAGUGCUUCUGUAGAUAAUGUCUGUGGAGUAAAUAUUUGACAGGCCAGAACUUGAGUCUAUUGCCUUGCCUUUAUUACAUGUAAAUUUUGAAUUUCGUGACCAGUGAUUUGGAUUUUAUUUUGUAUUUACAGGGUCUGUCAUUAAUAAUAAUUACCCUCCCCCCAUGGAACACUCCUGAUUGUACCUCAACAGAUGCAGACUUCCCCCUGGGUUUCCCUAUGCCCCCUUUGGUACACUUGGAAGUUUUUCUUUCUCAUCAAUGGUACUGUUUCUUAGUGUUGCAGUUGGAACACAUCUUGUCUCACAGAGCUUUAAAUUAUUCUGAUUUCUCCCAGAUGAAGUGCUCUUGUCUAAUCUGUUGAGUUGUGCCACUGUGUCUGUACCAGAUGCACCGUCCUGUCCACUCCUUUCCGUGGAACCUUGUCGUAGAAUCUGCACAUCAUCCACCCCACCUGGAAGUGUCUGAAUGCUCACACAAAUAAAUUUUAUAACUCACUCAUUUUGCAUACCAUUCUUGAAACAUGGCACCGCAGGGCAGACGGGGCACCUGCUCUACACGUUUGUGGUUGUGUAAGUGUGUAUAGAGACCCCAGGGAAAAGUGCCCAGAUGUCCAAAAGCCAAAUGUCCAGGUUAGUGCCCUAUGCAAUUGUGUUGUGUGUUGGUCACUGAGGUGUGGCCAGUGCUGUGGGUUUGUGGAACUGCUGAAGCUCUUGCUGGGGACUGGAAUGGUGGUUUCCGUUCUCUUCAAGGAGCUGGGUCUGCUAGGCGCCCUGCUUCUUCAUGUGCUACAAAGCAUUGCUUGGCAGGGUGGGAAUUCUUGAGUUCCCAGAGCAGUUCUUGCUAGUCGUACUCAGACCGCUAUAGUGUUUUUGCCUUGAUGCUAAUUCUUGUCCUCUUGUUGGAGCGCUAGGUCUCGAGGAAGAUAGAUAGGUUUUGGAGCAGGACCUUUGGGACAUCUGCGUGGCAUUGUGCCUGGUGUAUGGUGGCCUCAACGUUACAGGAAGGGCAGGCCAAUGCUAGAGGUGUUGGCUGUGAGACAAUUGCUUAGAAUAAAUGGGGGUAGGGUCUAGGUUUUUAGACUAUUAAAUUGUGAUAUUCUAAAAGUAGAUUUGGGUUGGAUUUAUAAUUUCAAUCAAUACAUUUUGGGUAGGGGAAAACUAACAAUUGUUAGUUUUCGGAUUUUUUUUUUUUUUUUUUUGGUUUUUUGAGACAGGGUUUCUCUGUGGCUUUGGAGCCUGUCCUGGAACUAGCUCUAUAGACCAGGCUGGUCUCGAACUCACAGAGAUCCGCCUGCCUUUGCCUCCCAAGUGCUGGGAUUAAAGGCGUGCGCCACCAUCGCCUGGCAUCGGAUUUUUUUGUUUUGUUUUCGAGUCUAUGGGUGUUUUGCCUGUAUGUAUGUCUUUACAUCACAUGUGUGCAAUGCUCUUGGAGGCCAGACGAGGAUGUUGGAUCCCUUGGACUAGAGUUGUGAGCUGCCACGUGGGUGCUGGGAACAGAAUCCGUGUCCUCUGCAAGAGCAGCCAGUGCUCUUAACCUCUGAGCCAUCGCUUUGGCCCCAGUACUGUUAUUUUGUAUCAAGAAUGUUACCCUGAACCAUGAACUUUGAGACUAUUUGAUGUUUUCUAGAGAACUCUGAGCUGCAGUGCCGUGUGCUUCCCUGUAUGAGGCUGUUGCAGGAGUCACUCAGAGGGCCAGUCUGUUCUGCGGAGGAGCAUCCUGAGGGCAGCAGACAUUUCUACUGUCUGGAGCCCUGCAGUCUUACAAAUGGAUAGCAAUAUAAAUCUUGAUAGUGAAGCCAGUCUCUUCUUCCUUUGUAGUGCUGGGACAUGAGCCCAGGGCUUUCUAUGUGUUGGGUGAGGGCUUCUUUGCAAUGCCUUCCACCUGUCUUUAAUACGAGCCCCUGUGGUUGAGCUGCUGAUGCGUGUUGUGUGACCGCAGGCAGAUUCUCUGCAGUCCCUCGUGAAAGCAACACAGGAUUCUUUGGGAGUUUAUUGGAAACUCCGCUGGGGAUGUGGGGUUUGACAGUUUGAAAGUGGAUUGCCUUAGAGUCUCCUUCAGCACAGGAUCGGGUGAAGUGUUCCAUGGAUACAUUGUUUAGCUGACGGUUGUGUUUUCACCUUGUCCUUUGUUUAGAGCAGGGCCCAUCUCAGAUCCACCACCCGUGCCUGCCUGGCAUCACAGGUUGUGGUGGGUGAGCUCAGCAUCUCCAAACUGUUCACAGCUCACGGGCAGAGUUUCUGAUGGUGACGAGGCCACCAGUCUGGGAGAAUGAGUGCCAUGUAGUUUGAGGCUUCAGGUCUGGCUCAUGAGACAGAUGGUCAUUUGGGAGCUCAGGAUGGCUAGGAACUCAGGAUCCUUUUGCCUUGGCCUCCUGAGAGCUGGGAUUACAGGUGUGCCCCGCCAUGCCAGCUCAUUGAUGGCUCUGUCCCAGGGGGUAACAGCCUCUUGAGUGAUCCACCAGUCAAUAUGGGAGAUUGUGGGUUCCUGGCAACUGGGGUUUCUCCGUGGAAGAAGACCACUGUUCUGUUCCCGAGUUGCUCAUCAAGGUUUCUGUUUGGUUCUCUGUGUAGUGUUUUAUACUUUCCUGGGCAAAACCUGUAAUUGGUUUAUAUGCAUUAUAUUUCUUAAAAAACCUGGCUUCUGUGUUUCUACUAUAAGAUACGGCAAUGAAGGUGGAAACAGUCUGGAGUUCCGAGUACCAUGCUGUCAUCAGAGGUCAAUAAAGCUCUCAGAAGUGACUGCUGUGUUUG
This is a messenger RNA of Chionomys nivalis (European snow vole), 4866 nucleotides long. RefSeq names its product serine/threonine kinase 24 (gene Stk24). Gene Ontology annotation, molecular function: ATP binding; protein kinase activity. The record is from RefSeq and is a predicted model, not a curated record. Gene Ontology annotation, biological process: protein phosphorylation. NCBI's taxonomy places the organism in Eukaryota, Metazoa, Chordata, Mammalia, Rodentia, Cricetidae. The transcript is spliced from 11 exons. The coding region runs from base 350 to 1645 and encodes 431 amino acids.